Molecule: messenger RNA, 2301 nt
Organism: Zingiber officinale
Lineage: Eukaryota; Viridiplantae; Streptophyta; Magnoliopsida; Zingiberales; Zingiberaceae
Product: cysteine-rich receptor-like protein kinase 10
Exons: 7
Coding region: 16-2178 (720 amino acids)
Biological process (GO): protein phosphorylation
Molecular function (GO): ATP binding; protein kinase activity
Source: RefSeq, a predicted model, not a curated record
CAUGUAAGCCUAUCUAUGAGCUUCUCUUCUGCUGCUUGGUUCAAUCCAUCUCUGCAAGAGUUUGUGAACAUGGGUUGCCAUCACAAGUUUAGUCCCUCCUCCUCUUGCUUGCUGUCUCUGCUCAUCGUCUUCCACUUUGGUCUUGCAGUAGCCAUCACCCCAAAAUUGCUGUGGAACUACUGCCCAACUGAUGCAAACUACACAGCAAUGAGCGCGUUCCGCACCAACCUCAAUCUCCUCCUCUCUUCCCUCUCCUCCUCUACCGCCGCCGCCGCAGGGUUCUACAACGACACGGUAGGUCGACCUCCGAACCAAGUCUACGGCCUCGCGCUGUGCCAAGGAGACCUCUCCUUCGGUGACUGCCAGGGCUGCGCCAAUGCCUCCGUUCAAGCCAUCACCCAGGAGUGCCCCAAGGGCAUGAGCUCCACCAUAUGGUACGACAUCUGCAUGCUCCGCUACUCCAACACAAACUUCUUCUCCGCCGCCGACACUGUCUACAAGGUCUAUGAAAGAAACGUCAACAACGCGUCGGACCUGCAGAUCUUCAACCAGCAAUUGGGAAAUCUGAUGAACAGUCUCGCCACCGAGGCAGCGCGUAGCCCGUCGAAGCUGUUCGCGGCGGGAAGUGCGAACCUGACGAGCUUCACGAAGGUAUAUGGGCUGGUGCAGUGCACAAGGGACUUGUCCGCGGAUGAUUGCUACAGAUGUCUUCUUGACUCAGUGGGGAGCAUACCAAGCUUAUGCGACGGGAAGCAGGGGUGCAAGGUAUACGGACAGAGCUGCAGACUUCGAUAUGAAAUGGCCCCUUUCUAUAACAUUUCUGCAACAGACGUUGCCUCCUCGUCGCCUCCGUCGCCAGUCGUUCCAGUUUCACCUCCAUCGUCGCUGCCGACCGGUGGCAAUGAAGGAAAUAGUAAUGGAUCCAGGAGAACAGUUCUACUCAUUACCAUCCCUGUUGCUAUAGCCACACUACUGUUCCUUUGUGCCAUUUUUAUUUGCUGUGGAAGAACACAAGUAGGAAUUCGAAGAUGGAAACCACUCCCGCAAGUAUUCGUGAAUCAAGAUCAACAUGAAAUAAAUAGUGCAGAAUCUCUAUUGUUUGAUCUUGAGAGUAUUAGGGUUGCUACCGACAAUUUCUCUGAUGCAAACAAGCUAGGAGAAGGUGGAUUUGGACCAGUUUAUAAGGGCACACUAGAGAAUGAAGAGCUGAUAGCAGUGAAAAGGCUUUCGAGAAAUUCAGGGCAAGGACUAGUUGAGUUGAAAAAUGAAGUGCUUCUACUCGUCAAACUUCAACACAGAAACCUUGUCAGGCUUUUGGGCUGUUGCUUAAAAUCGGAGGAGAAACUACUUGUUUAUGAGUACCUUCCUAAUACAAGUCUUGACAAGUUUUUGUUUGAUUCUUCGAAAAGAAUGCAAUUGGACUGGGCAACGCGGUUUAAGAUCAUCGAAGGCAUCAGUCGAGGACUUCUUUAUUUGCAUGAAGAUUCACGGCUAAAGAUCAUUCACCGGGAUCUAAAAGCAAGUAACAUCUUGUUAGAUGCAAAUAUGAAUCCCAAAAUUUCAGACUUCGGUUUAGCCAAGCUUUUUGGUGUAGAUGAGACCCAGAGAAACACUAGUAGAAUCGCAGGAACAUAUGGAUACAUGGCACCGGAAUAUGCUUUUUAUGGCCUCUUCUCGAUUAAAUCAGAUGUGUUUAGCUAUGGUGUGCUGAUUUUAGAGAUUUUGACUGGUCAGAAGAAUAGUAAUUACCAAGGAUCAUCAUCCUCCGGGUGCUUUGUAGAUCUUAUUACUCAAGUUUGGCAGCAUUGGACUCAAGGAAAUAUCUUGCAGCUGAUCGAUCAAAAUCUAGUCGAUCAUUGUCCGACUCAAGAAGCAUUAAGGUGCAUGCAUAUAGGAUUACUGUGUGUCCAAGAAGAUCCAGUUCAAAGACCCACCAUGGCCAAUAUUGUUAUUAUGCUCAAUACUCACUCAGUCAGUCUUCCUGCACCUUCAGCUCCUGCAUUUGUCAAUCACAAUACCAUAACCACUGAAUUAGGUAAUGCAUUUGUCAAUCACAAUACCAUAACCACUGAAUUAGGUAAUGCUCUAGAAUCGAGCGGGAAUUCUAGCGAAAGCAAAGGGAAGGCAAGGAAUUUUUCUCAAAAUGAUGUUUCAAGCUCCGAGAUGGAGGCUAGAUAGCAGCAAUAAAGCCAAACUUCAUCUAAACAUUGUGUGUUUGUGUUUUUUUCAUCUGCAAUAAAUUGAACAUUGUAUCAUCAACGAACUUAAUGAAUUUUGAUUGAUAAAGUAAUUGUACAAUGC